ACUCCUGGCUCCUCCCAUCCAGGAAGUGUCUGUGUGUGUUAUUUUUCUCUGUAGCUGCUGCUUUUUAUUUUAGUUCCUGGUUCCAUUGAGAAAUCAGUGAGAGCUGUGAGUUGUGCUCAGCGUGGAGAGGAUGACUGUGGCAAUCUUUUCCGAUUGUGUGUUCUUCCUGAAAAUAAACGACUUGUCUUUUAAGGAGAGGAAAGCGUUAAAAUUCACAAUAACCUCGAAUGGUGGAGUUAUUUCCUUUGUGCUGAAUCAGAAGUGCACUCAUGUUGUGGUGAACACCAUUGGCUGUCUAAGUGCUUCUCAGCAGAAGAAUGUCCAGAAGCAUCGGAUUCAAAUUGUGGACAGUCAUUUUAUAUGGAAAUGUCUAGAAGAGAAAAGUCUUAUUCAUGACUACCAAUAUCCGACUGCUGGUGUCCAACCAAGUGAGACAAAAUCACAAAGCCAACAAGCAGAUCCAGAAAAAGCCCCGGCACUGCAAAACAAGGAUGAAUUAAUGGACAGUGAUCACAGUGAGUACGAUGCAGAAACCUUCAUCGACCCUCCAGACACGGAAGUAGCCAAAUACUGCUUUUUUCAUAAAGGCUUCAAUGUGGCAUUUUUGGAGCUGUUGUGCUUUCCAGAAUCCUCUUCAUUCCUAUUUAAAAUAUCUAAAGUCAUUUGUAAUUCCAACGGAGCUGAGCCUGACAAAUCCUUUCACUUCGCGAACACAGCGGAGGCGGCUUGCAAUAAGUAUGAAAAGUGCUCUGAAGAUUUAAAAAAACAAGGCUUUAAGAGUCGAGAGCGUAUUCCAGCAAAGGUUGCCCUGCAAACAUCUGAGGCUCUGCAGAAGGUCCUGCUUGAAGAAGCCAUAAAUGCGACCAAGUUGUCUGCAGAUGUUGGAUAUUUUGUGGAAACUGUUUGGACUGAGGCUCUUGGCCACUUGGAUAACAUCCUCUCGUGUCCCGUAAACAGCAUUAGUCUGAAUGAUGUGAGCAAAGCAGAGGGUGUUCUGCUUCAGGCUAGGAAAGCGCUGGACACAGGAACAGAACCUAGAGACAUAAUGAAUGCAAUGGUUGAGUUCUAUCGGCUUAUUCCCCAUAAAAUACCCAUGCUGGCUAACGUAAACAAGAAGUUUUUGUCAACAAAACAGGAUUUGUGCCAGGUUAUCAGAGAUAUGGUCAGUGUAUGUGAAACCAACUUAUCAAAGCCGAAUCCAAGUAGCCUUGCUAAAUACCAAGCCCUGCGAUGCCAAAUAGAACACGUGGACCCCGAUACUGAGGAGUUUCAUCAGGUGUCACAACAAAUUAUGGAGAACAAACACUGCGAGGAGUCGGUUAACAUACUGAAAAUAUUCCGCAUUGGAAAAUUAAGUGAAGCCACAGGGUUUCAAAGGAAUCUUGGGAAUGUCAAGUCACUGCUUCAUGCAUCUUCCCCAUGUCAUUUUGUGGGGAUCCUGUCCCGUGGGCUACUCUUGCCAAAAAAUGUGGAAGAUGAUUUGGGUUUAGAGAGAACUGAUAUUGGAAAUCUUGGAAGUGGAGUUUAUUUCGGUGAUUCAAUAAGUACAAGUGUUAAAUAUUCGGAACCCAGUUUAACCAAUGGGGCGCGUCACUUGUUGGUUUGUGAUGUGGCUCUGGGUAACAGCAAGGAUCUCUACAAAAGAGACUUCUCACUUACUGAAGCUCCAAGUGGCUUUGACAGCGUUCAUGGAGUCCGGCAAGUGCCAGGAAGGAAAUCUGAUUUUGAGGAUGAUGAAUUUGUGGUAUAUAGCAAGGAUCAAGUAAAAAUGAAAUACGUUGUGCAGUUUUGCACUGCUAAAGACCAAGUCAACAUGGAACAUGACAAACUUCCGGUUCAAGUUGAGCCCAUGGAGGAAGAUGUUGGAGAAGAAUCAGUACAGGCAGAAGAUCCCGCAUUGGAGAGUCUGCCGGAACCACAGAGCGUUAAAGGCGGCCUCCAGAGUGUUCAUGGCAACCAGAUCCCUUUAGAAAAUAUUCAUGUGAAAGGCAGAAUAAUGGAUUUAGUUGCAGAGGUUAUAUUAUUCCAGACCUACAUAAACCAAUCCUCAGUUCCCAUCGAGGCUAAAUAUGUUUUUCCCCUGGACAGCACAGCAGCCGUGUGUGGAUUUGAAGCAUUUAUAAAUGGAAAACACGUUAUAGGAGAGGUGAAAGAGAAGAAGCAAGCGCACCAGGAGUACAGGGCUGCUAUCAGGGAGGGACACGGGGCUUACCUUAUGGACCAAGAUGCUGCCGACAUCUUCACAGUAAGUGUCGGAAACCUGCCCCCAAACGCCACAGUAAUCAUUAAGAUCACUUACAUAACGGAGUUGAACAUGAAUUACAGAACAGUGGAUUUCAAGCUUCCUGGCACAGUGGCAUCUUGGCAAAAGGAUAAAGCUCUGAAGGAAAAUACUCAGGAUACAGUAGAAAAAAUCUGUGUUGAAGAAAGUGGCGUGCCAAAGGGUUGUUUCUCUCUGGAGAUGUCCGUUGAGAUGUGUUUCAAGAUUACGAGCAUGAUGUCGUACACUCACGAGAUUUUAAUGAAAAAAACCGAUUGCAAAGCUGUGAUUGCAACUAAAAAGGGCAGUUCAUUGAACGAGGAGGGGUUUGAGCUGGCAGUCGCUCUGGAAUCAAACUUUGCAGACUCUUCUUGGAACCAGCCAAGGAUGUGGGUGGAAAAACAUCCUGAUGAAGAGAGUGAGGCAUGCAUGCUUGUGUUCCUGCCUAGUUUUGAGACACACAUACAAUCCUGGGAUUUAACCAUCUUACUCGAUUGCUCCAAUUCUAUGGAAUCCACUUUCCAAAGUGCCAAACGGAUUGCUCUGCUUGCGGCCGGCUUGUUAAACACAUGGCACAACGUAAACAUAAUCAACUUUGGUACAAGUUAUAAGGAAUUUAGCAUCCGUCCAAAAGAGAAUAACAGCAACGCAUUAACGGAGGUGGAACAGUUUAUCAAAUUGGUCAAACCAAACAUGGGAAACACAGAGCUUUGGAAGCCUCUGCAGUCCUUAUGUUUGCUGGCUCCUUCCGGAGGAACAAUGCACAAUGUUCUUCUUAUAUCUGACGGACACGUCCAGAAUGAAAGUCGCGUUUUCCAGAUCCUUAAAAAGAAUGCAGGGAAAGUGCGGCUAUUCACAUGUGGUGUUGGUUCAACAGCCAAUCGCCAUAUGUUGCGGUGUUUGGCUCAAUAUGGGGCUGGGUUCUUUGAAUUUUUUGAAGAUAAAUCUAAGUCCAGCUGGAAAAAAAAGAUGGAGGCCCAGCUGGAAAAAAUGGAUUCCCCUGCAUGCACAAGUGCGUCUGUUAAAUGGAUGCAGUUCAGUGAAAAUGAGCCAGAGCCUGUGCAAGCACCAGCACACAUACCGGCUUUGUUCAACCGCAGUUGCCUUCUUGUUUAUGGCUUUGCUCCUCGUUGCACUCAGGCCAAGCUACAAGCUUUAAUCGAUGACAAAGAACUGGACACUGUGGUAUCAACUACAGAAUUACAGAAGACCAGAGGAACGAUGCUUCAUAAACUGACAGCAAGGGCCAUUAUUAAGGAUUAUGAAGACGGAAUCCUACACGAGAAAGAACAUGAGCAUGAGAUGAAAAAGCAGCAGACAAAGUCCUUUAUUAUUGAGCUGAGCAAGAAAUACUCAAUUGUCACUCAGUUUACAAGCUUUGUCGCAGUUGAGAAACGGGAUGCACAAGAGAAGCCAAAGGACUAUGUACCAAAUGUGCUUGAAAUAAUAUCUGCAGAAGUUGUUGAUAUAUUACCAUACAUGACAUGGGAAACACAGAAAGAAGAAGAAAAAGCCGUGGUGAAUGUACUAAAUGGACCUCCUAGAUACCUUUUCACAAAGUACACGGAACUCACGCCGUGCAAGGACAUAUUAAAGUUUCUGGAUUGUAAUUCUUCAGCUAAUGACAUUCUCCAUUCUGAUGACUUUUUCGCUGAUGGCACACCAGACUGCUUUUCCGACUGCAUAGAGGAACAGGCUGAGAUGAAACUGAUCCAAGAUGGUUUACGCAUCGCUGGUGACGCUCUACAUUCUGCAUCAGUGUAUGAAGGGGAAAUAAUGUAUGAAGGGAAAAUAAUGACUCCAAAGUCUUCAUCUGUGUUUGAUAUGCCAUCGCGUUUGGAACACCAGCUGCAACAAAGACGACCGCCCGGAGCCCCACGUAUCAUGCAAAGGCGUCAGUGCGUGAUUUCAACUGUUACAAAAGCAUCUCCAAGUAUCAUGCAAAUGCAUCAGUGCGUGAGUUCUGAUGUUUCGAAAGCAGCUGCAAUUUCAAGUGUUUCAGAAGCAUCUCCAACUUUCAGCUUUGGAACUGCAGGACUUGCACGUUCUGCUGUUUCAGAAGCAGUUCGGACUUUCAGCUCUGGAACUGCAGGAUUUAAAAGUUUUCACAUGAAGGCUGUUGCUCAGAGUAAUGCCCUUUCGUCAGCGGCUACAAGUUCUGGCUUUUUGGGUUCAGCUUCAGGUUUCGGUGUUAAUACUGCUGCUCAGAGCUCUGGUCUUAUGGGUUCACCUCCAGGUUUCAGCUUUGCACUUCCACCUCAGCCUCCGUUGGCUGCUGCCCAGGCUUCAAUAUCUCCAUCAUAUGAGGAGGCUCGCUGGAACCAACGGUGGCAGCCAGGACAGCGUUCCUGCAGAGUCACUGCGCAGGAGCAAGUGUAUGAGCUGCUGUGCAGGAAGGAAGAGGUUCAGAUGCCUAAAACAUUGCUGCGGAGAUCUGCUUUUGCAAUGCCUCACAUGGCUCUACAACAGCAGGCAUCGAUGCCUUCUAAAAGAGCCAGAACCCGGCCGUCUUUCUUAACCCUUUCAGCUCUGCAGUGUGAGGAGGGAUACUGGCUGCUCAAUGAAGAGCUCGGAUCUCUGUUAAAUAUUAAUGUCAAUUACUUGAUCGAUGAAUUUUUGUCCAAGAAUGGGAUUCAGUCUCUAGGGAGGAAAGGCAAAGAAGAGGUGCUGAAAAUGAUUGCCACCCUAUUGGUGCUGCAAGUGAUUUGUACCUUUAAGCUGGUGAAUGUGACAUUCAAGAGUCUGAUGAAGCUGGAUGAAUCAUGUUGUACAAGCCCCUAUUACCAGACGAUUGAGAAAUCCACCAAGUGGGCACGAAAAACAGAUGAUCAAUAUCCUGGCAUCUGUUCUCGACUCGGAUUGGGCAAGGAUUGGGAAUCUGCCACCCGGAAGUUAUUGUCCAUUGAUCCACUGGAUCCUUCCUCCAGUCUUCUCCCUGCUGUUGUGUAAUCAGUAAACAAUGUCACCAUUAUUGACAUGACUCCAUUUUACAUUGAGAAACAAAAAUGAUCCAUAAAGUUCUGAAUAAUGUUAAUGCUGGUCUCCAUUUUAAUCAAACCAUUUAAAAUGAAAAAGUAGAUUUUUCUCUGUAAUAAUAAAACAGUAGCUUGUACUA
Messenger RNA from Xenopus laevis (African clawed frog), 5375 nucleotides. RefSeq names its product protein mono-ADP-ribosyltransferase PARP4. The record is from RefSeq and is a predicted model, not a curated record. Lineage: Eukaryota; Metazoa; Chordata; Amphibia; Anura; Pipidae. The coding region runs from base 131 to 5209 and encodes 1692 amino acids. The transcript has 62 exons.